AUGUACUUGAUCGCCUUACGGCGGCCCGCAACGCAUUCCUUAAAUUCCUGUCGCAGGGGCAGGGAGUUCAAUAAGAGCUGUUCCUGGUACCCGCUUACUCUCAACAUACUCUUCUCCAUCAGCGUUAUUGACAAACUUCAUUCUACCCACCACACGCAUGCGGCUAUUGCAGACGGCCAGAUCAUGUCUUCCUUAAGAACUACCCCGGCAAGCGAUGGCGUUUUAAUCGUCCAUGUCGCCUUAUUUCGGAUGGCAACUGCAUCUCUCGCCGAGGCCUAUCGCGUCUUGGGCUACAAGGUUCACCACGGCACCAGCGACAUAGCCUACGGCAUACCAUGGAAAGCAAUUGAGCAUGCUGCCGAAGCGACCUGGCCAUUCGUGACCCCAGAAAUCUCCCCUCCAAGGUCUCCUUUCACCAGGAAGGAUUGGGACGAAGCCUGGGGCCAUGAGUACGAAGUCGUGACCGAGAUGGCCGCUCCAUUUGCGAAACAGCUAAUCGAGGCCUAUCCCAAGGCAAAGGUUGUUAUCGUGCAGCGCGACUUCGAGAAAUGGUGGCCAAGUUUCGUGUCAGAGCUGCUAGAACCGCUGUUUUCGCCCCUAGGCAUCUUUGCGACAUUUCUGGCUGGCCAUGUCAUGGGCAUCCGGUCUGGGCAGACCAUGCGCAAAGUGCAUUUCGGCUUCUUCAACGCCACUGACAGGGCUGGCAUCGAAAGGAACGCCCGCAAAGCUUACGAUGAAUACUUUGAUACCAUCAGGGCCCUGGUCCCCCCGGAGAGGAGACUCGAGUAUAAGAUAGGUGAUGGAUGGGGACCGCUAUGCAAGUUUUUGGGAAAGGAAGUGCCUGAUUUACCGUUCCCCCAUCAGAAUGCGAGAAAGGCACAUGGCGAAGCAUUAUCAUCGCAGCGUCUCGCAGUUUUUGGUAGAGCUCUCUUAAAGAUAUCAACUUGGGCAGUAUUCCCUAUAAUAUGCGGAUUCAUAAUAGCAAGGUUUCUAAGGAUAUAG
This is a messenger RNA of Clonostachys rhizophaga, 1002 nucleotides long. The record is from the annotation of a GenBank genome assembly. NCBI's taxonomy places the organism in Eukaryota, Fungi, Ascomycota, Sordariomycetes, Hypocreales, Bionectriaceae.